AUGUCGGAUGACGAAGUAGACCACGAGUUGAUCGCUCUGCUUCGGAAAUCUCUCGGGCUUGGAGGAGGAGCUGCAAAUCCUCGCGCUGCAGAGACAAAAGUCCUGGAAAAUGCGCAAUUCAUUUUUGAUAAUGCCAUCGAUGUUGCCCUAGAUCCCGCGAAAACCAAGGCUGCCGCAGAGACCAUAUGGCGUCUAAUGCAGAAGAAGAAGUACUCAACACACACCUGGACGGAGCAUGAAUUACACCCGAAAACCAAAGAUGAAAGCACUGUAGCCUUUAUCUUCACUAUGGAUCUGCUGAACUUCAGCUUUUGGUCGGAGCUCUCGGAAGGGAAGCGAUUCGCGAUUGAGUAUCGCGGAAAGACGUGGACUGGUUACUGGAGCUUGGUAGCUGCUUUGCAAAGAGCCUUGGAUGAAGAUAUCCCCAUCACUGAUCCAGAGUUCUGGACGGACGAGGAGGCAUGCACCGAAGACGUGAUCAAACAUGUUUUCCGCUCUGCGACGGACGAGGAGAUUCCACUCCUACAGGAGCGGAUACAGUGCCUUCGUGAAGCCGGGCGAGUUCUGUGCACAGAUUUCGAUGGCAGCUUUACUAAUUGCAUCUACAACGCGAAUAACUCCGCAGCCGCUCUUGUAAAUCUUCUUGCAGAGAGCUUCUCUUGUUUCCGCGACGAGACAACCUUCCAUGGACGAAGAGUGCGCCUCUACAAGAGGGCUCAGAUCUUAAUUGCGGAUCUAUGGGCCUGCUUUAACGGAGAGAGCUAUGGUGAAUUUCGCGACAUUGACAAGAUCACAAUGUUUGCAGACUAUCGCAUACCCCAAAUGCUCCACCACCUGGGGUGCCUGCUGUACUCCCCCCCCCUGGAAAGCGCCAUCCGCAGUCGCAAAGUGCUCCCAAGCGGAUCCACCUGGGAAGUCGAACUACGCGGGACAAGUAUCUGGUGCGUCGAGCUCAUCAGACGGGAAAUCGAGCAGAAACACCCAGAAGUCAAGCUCCUGCAAACCAAUGGAAAUCCACACUCCAAUGGACUCCCGCAAUCCAACCACAAUGACACCGAGACAGCACCGCCACAAAACGGCUCGGCACACAAACAUUCGAAGCAAAACAGCGCGAGCAAACCCCACAACACCGGCAUUAAUGCAAUUCUCAUAGAUUUCUUUCUUUACGACACAAUAAAGGAACUAGAGCUAGACGGAGAAGAAUCCAUCCCCCAUCACCGGACCAGGAGUAUCUGGUAUUAAAGUUAGAGAGCAUAAUCGUUGCUUUGCUUCAUCGCUCGGGAUUUUGUUAUACCCCUUCACGACACAGCGUGCGAUAUUUCAUAUAUGGAUUGAGUUUUUUUUUUUUUUUUUUUUUUU
Aspergillus ochraceoroseus IBT 24754 is the source of this 1359-nucleotide messenger RNA. RefSeq names its product queuosine 5'-phosphate N-glycosylase/hydrolase. The record is from RefSeq and is a predicted model, not a curated record. Lineage: Eukaryota; Fungi; Ascomycota; Eurotiomycetes; Eurotiales; Aspergillaceae. The coding region runs from base 1 to 1242 and encodes 413 amino acids. The transcript is spliced from 4 exons.